Messenger RNA from Schistosoma haematobium, 3045 nucleotides. RefSeq lists its product as uncharacterized. Gene Ontology annotation, cellular component: nucleus. Gene Ontology annotation, molecular function: poly(A) RNA polymerase activity; RNA binding. Bases 1 to 2202 code for a protein of 733 amino acids. The record is from RefSeq and is a predicted model, not a curated record. Lineage: Eukaryota; Metazoa; Platyhelminthes; Trematoda; Strigeidida; Schistosomatidae. The transcript has 11 exons.
AUGGAUAAGCGGCUUAUGGAAUCGCAAAUAAAAUGUUUUACAUACUCGAAGGCGGUGUGGGAUAUUCGUUUCAAAUGCCUAUGUGCGAUGAAUGUUGGUGAGGAAAUACCAGCUAGGUGUCUUGGUGAAACAGGAGCUCUCAGCUUCAAGAAACCUACGGAACAAGAUUUUAGAGAUACACAGGAACUAGAGGCUAGCCUUGCUCAACUUAAUAUUUUUGAAACUCAAGAGGAGAUAUCACAGAGACGUGAAGCUCUCGUUAGGCUGCAGGAAAUUUCAAAUGCAUGGAUUCGUCAAAAAGCACUGGAACAAAAUCUCCCCGCACAUGUUGCUAAUUCUACAACUGGGAAAAUUUUCACUUUUGGUUCAUAUCGUUUAGGUGUCAAUUUCAGGGGUGCCGAUAUUGAUUCUUUACUGGUCGUCCCACGGUUUAUAACACGCGAGGAGUUUUUCAGUGAUUUUCAGACUGUAUUAGCGGAAAAUUCUAAUGUGGAAGACUUACACGCUGUUGUGGAUGCCUUUGUUCCUGUACUUAAAAUGAAAUUUAUGGGAGUUGAAAUCGACCUUUUAUUUGCUCAAAUUGAUCAAAUGUCUAUACCGGAAAACUUCAGUCUUUGUGAAAACACAGAGGUGCUCAUGAGAAAUAUGGAUGAACGAGAUGUGCGCAGUAUUAAUGGUGUUCGUGUCACAGAGGACAUUCUCAAUCUUGUGUACAAUAAAAAUUCUUUUAAAGUAGCCCUAAAGGUUAUACGAAUCUGGGCUAAGCGUCGGAAUGUCUAUUCAAAUGCAUUGGGGUUCCUCGGUGGCGUGUCUUGGGCAAUUUUAGUUUCUCGAAUUUGCCAACUUUAUCCGUACGCUACGCCAUCCAUGAUCGUCUAUCUAUUUUUUACCAUAUUCAGUCAAUGGCCUUGGCCGAAACCUGUUAGGUUGCGGGAGUGUGAGUAUAUUGCAAGUUUGUGCUUACCUGUCUGGGAUCCGAGACUUAAUCCUUCUGAUCAAUAUCACUUGAUGCCUAUAUUGACUCCAAGUUACCCAUCCCAAAAUUCAACGUACAAUGUACAGCGAAGUAAUCGCAUUAUUAUUGAAAGGGAAUUAAAACAAGGUUUGAAUGUUGUCAGGGCUUCAAUGAUGCACAAGGGUUCCUGGUCAAACCUAUUUGAAGCAGCCUUUUUCUUCCAAUAUCGUCACUAUGUUGUUGUCAUCGUUGUUGGAAAUACUAAACAUACUUUCAUCGAAUUAUGUGGUUUGGUGGAAUCCAGAUUACGUGUUCUUGUUAGCAAUUUCGAGGUAAACCGUUAUGUCAAAAUGGCACAUGUAAACUGUCAUGCCUACGGAAAAGGUCCUAAUGAUGAUGAUGCUAAUUUUGUUCGUAAAUGGUUCAUUGGGAUGGAAUUCGAUCGCAAUACUAAUUCUUUGACCAGUACUGUUCAUAAUUCAAAUGUCUCUAGUGAUAAGGCUACCCUGAACGUAGACCUAAGUGAGAAUAUCAGCUCUUUUGAAAAAUCAAUUGAACGUGGUCUUUCAAGUGAAGACUUAUCAGUAACCGUUAAAUAUGUCAAAAAGUCACAAUUAGCUCAGUUCAUUUCUGCAGAAGAUAUGGAUGAAAUUAAACGUCAAGCUGCUUCUGCCGCUUUAUCAAAUGUAAAUAAUCCUACUGAAAGUCUGAAAAGUGGCCGUUUACUUCCGAACAGCAACACAUUGAAUUCAAUAUCCAGUCCAGCCAGCAGUAUUGAACUCUCUGGAUCUGAGGAAUUUUCGUCCCCUGCAAAUAGUCUUCAUAAUUCCAUUUCUACAAGUUCUCUGACCAACAUGGCUACCAUAAACUCAUCACCAAAAUGUCCUCCUCCAUCUCCGAAAUUAAUAUCCCCUGGGGUAUGUGGUGCUGUACCAUCUGACAUUCAACUAAAUGAAUCAUCACUUACCCUAGAUAAUCAUAAAUAUGAUCCCAUGAAGGAUACACAUUUAUUGUCUUCAGAUCAUUCCUUGUGCAAUAAUACACUCAAUACAGUCGAUUCUACUGGUAAACUUACACCAAAACGUGUUGGAUUGGUUGAUUCCAGUCUUGAACUUUCCUCCGAUAGUCAUCCAAAUUCUAGGAGUAAUGCUGACUCACAAUUGCAUGGUUCGGAAGAUUUUAGGAAGCGUGCCCGUAUAUCUUCGGAAAAUUCACGAGCUGUUGUUUUUACUUCAUCUGCCCAGUAACCAUUACGACAAAAAAACUACUGCUUCUUGUUCUCAGAAAAACAAGCAAACUUUCACUAGUCCCUUGUAAUUAUUUAUUUCUGUUUUCCAGUGUCGAUGGUCUAUAUAUAUAUAUAUAUAUAUAUAUAUAUAUAUAUAUAUAUAUACAGACAUAAUUGAUGUAUUAAUUUCAGUUGUUUGAUGUUCAAAUCUGUUGGAUUGCCUUAGUUGACUUUUUGGUUAGUAAUACCUACCAUAAUCACCAUUCUCACUUGUGUGCAUUUAAUCUGACGUUUGUUUCAUAUUUGCAAGUUUGUAUUCAUUCGUUGGUCUGUUGUUAUUUUCGAUUAACGGUUUUUACCUGUUUUUGCGUGGGGGAGAAAACAUGAAGUCUCAGUCACUACCACCGUUUUCAUCAUUUUCCUUGAACUGAAAGUUCUUCACAAAUGUGCAAAUGUUUCCUUAUAACAAGUAUAGGUUGAAAUGCCGACGACUGUCAUUGUAGCAAGUUCGCAUCCAAUAAUCUCUGAGUAUUCUAUAUGGAUACGUGGUUGUUAAAGUUUGUGUUCUGGUGUCUGCAUACGUGUGUUUGAACGUUGUGUGUGUGUGCGUGUGUGUAUAUAUAUGUUCAACUAUAGUCUGCGAAAAAUUGUAUGUUUGCACAUUUGAUUGUUCUUCGUCUGUUUUUUCUGCUUCUUUAAUUAUUUAGUUCCUUAUAUGCUGUUGUUCUGACAUUUGGCAGUCGUCAUGUCUGGUUUCUUUUAUUCCUUAUUUGUAAACAUUUUUGUCGUCUUCUGUCUUUUUUUGUUUGUUCGUUUUGCAAGUUUUUGUAUGUAGUUCUCUAAAUAUUAGAUAAAUUUCCUU